Messenger RNA from Aspergillus aculeatinus CBS 121060, 927 nucleotides. RefSeq names its product APH-domain-containing protein. The coding region runs from base 1 to 927 and encodes 308 amino acids. The record is from RefSeq and is a predicted model, not a curated record. Lineage: Eukaryota; Fungi; Ascomycota; Eurotiomycetes; Eurotiales; Aspergillaceae. The transcript is spliced from 3 exons.
AUGGAGGGAAUCCUAUCCCCAUACGUGGACCCAACCAGCCGCGCCACCGACCGACCCUUCCCGCUAGACAACAUCCCCCUCUCCACCGUCACGAACGAGACCCUCGCCGCCCUGCUCUACACGGCUCCGGCCCUGCACGACCUCGGCCAAACCACCGUCGUCCGGCUGUCCCAAACCCUCCCGCCGCCCUCCGCCUCCUCGCCGCCUCGCAGCCCGACCACCCCAUCCGCGCGCCCCGCGUCCCACCGCGCGUUCCAAAUCCCCGACGACACCAAAUACUUCGGCACGAUGGGCUACCUCGUCAUGGACUACAUCCCCGGCCGACCCCUCGACACCUGCUGGGACAGCCUGCCCGGCGACCAGAAGACGGAGAUCGCGGGCCAGGUCGCCGAGAUGGUGGCCGCCUUGCAGCGCAUCCAUCUCCCGGGGCCCCCGGGGCCUAUUGGUAAGGGGAACGGUAACGGUAAUGACACCGCCAAUGGUAAUGAUACUGGCAGUGACACUGGCAGUGAUACCAACAGCAAAUGGCCCUGCCGCGGCCGCUUCUUCACGCACUACAGCGCCGGCCCGUUCGCGAGUGUCGCCGCCUUCGAGGGCUGGUUCAACCGUAAGCUGGCGGUCUGUAAGCAGUGCCGCAAGGCGGGGCCGGAUGUCCCCGCGUUCCGGCUCGGGGAGUUUGUGCUCGUGCAUCAGGACAUCAGUCCCCGGAACCUGGUGCUGGAUGGGGACGGGCAAGUGUGGCUGGUGGAUUGGGCCGAUGCCGGGGCGUAUCCGCCGGGGUUCGAGACGGCGGCGUUGUUCGGUCAGGCCAGCUUUCCGGAUUUCCAGGCGCUGGUGCUCGAGCGCUUGGACUUCGAGCGGGAUCGGGUGCUGGAGGGAGGGUUGCGCGCGAUUGAGUGGGGGUUGUUGACUGCGGUGUUGGCGUGA